UCCUGUGACAACUCUCUUCUCUCACAACAUCCGAGGUCUACCGGGAAUCCCUCUGUAUAUUAAUCCUCCCUCAUACUACUUCUCCAUCCAAACAUUUCAUCUCUUCCUGUCUUUGUCUUGCGCAUUAUACCCAGUCCUCAACUUCUUUACUACAUCACCCUCAGUUACAUCAUAGCAAAAAUGGGCGUCACCGACCGCAUUAUUCAGAUUGGAGGCCAGAUCUCUGGCAACCCGACCGCUGGCGGUCGCGAGAAGAUCCUCCAGAAGAACCCUGAUGAUAUCGUUGUCACCGCCGCCUGCCGAAGCGCAUUCACCAAGGGUGGCCGUGGUGGUUUCAAGGACACCCACGCUGCUGACUUGAUGGCCGGAGUCCUCAAGGCUAUCCUCGACCGUUCAAAGAUCAACCCCGCGCUCGUCGAGGACCUAUGUGUCGGCACUGUGCUUGCCCCCGGUGGUGGUGCGACUGAGAUGCGAGCUGCCAGCUUGGUCGCCGGCUUCCCCGAGUCCAUCGCCGUCCGAACCCUCAACCGACAGUGCUCUUCUGGUCUCCAGGCCACCGUCGAUGUCGCCAACCAGAUCAAGACUGGCAUGAUCGAUAUCGGUAUUGGUGCUGGUGUUGAGAGCAUGUCCAUCAACUACGGUCCCGGUGCUGUCGGUGAGUUCUCUGAGGAGUUCGAAAAGGUCCCCGAGGCUGCCAACUGCAAGGUCCCUAUGGGUGUUCUGUCUGAGCAGAUGGCCAAGGAUCUUGGUAUCACCCGACAGGCGCAAGACACUUUCGCCGCCUCAUCAUACCAGAAGGCCCUCAAGGCCCAAAAAGAGGGUCUCUUUGACGAGGAGAUUGCUCCCCUCAAGGUCAAGUUCGAGGACAAGGAGGGUAACACCAAGGAAAUCACCGUCUCCAAGGAUGACGGUGUCCGAGAGGGCAUCACCGUCGAGUCCCUCGGCAAGAUCCGCCCUGCCUUUGCCAAGGAUGGAUCCAUCCACGCUGGUAACGCCAGUCAGAUCUCUGAUGGUGCCGCUGCUGUUCUUCUCAUGAAGCGAUCUACCGCUGAGAAGCUCGGACAAAAGAUCAUCGGCAAGUACGUCUGCGCUUCAAUUGUCGGUGUCAAGCCCCUCCUUAUGGGUCAGGGUCCCUGGAAGGCUAUCCCCAAGGCUCUCGACCUCGCUGGUAUCUCCAAGGAUGAUGUCGACAUCUGGGAGAUCAACGAGGCUUUUGCCAGCCAGUGCUUGUGGUGCGCCAAUGAGCUGGGUAUUCCUCAAGAGAAGAUCAACCCCAAGGGAGGUGCCAUUGCCUUUGGUCACCCUCUGGGUUGCACCGGUGCCCGACAAGUCUCUACCCUACUAUAUGAGCUGAAGAGAACUGGCCAGAAGGUCGGCGCGACAUCUAUGUGUGUAGGAACUGGUAUGGGUAUGGCUGCCAUCUGGGUGGCCGAGUAAGAAUGUACUAUUAUAAUCAGCAUUUAUGAAGCACAUUUGUAUUUAUUUCAAUCUACAUCUUGUUUAGAAACCGUCU
This is a messenger RNA of Fusarium graminearum PH-1, 1513 nucleotides long. RefSeq names its product 3-ketoacyl-CoA thiolase. Gene Ontology annotation, molecular function: acetyl-CoA C-acyltransferase activity. Lineage: Eukaryota; Fungi; Ascomycota; Sordariomycetes; Hypocreales; Nectriaceae. The coding region runs from base 181 to 1437 and encodes 418 amino acids. Gene Ontology annotation, cellular component: peroxisome. The record is from RefSeq and is a predicted model, not a curated record. Gene Ontology annotation, biological process: phenylacetate catabolic process; fatty acid beta-oxidation. The transcript is spliced from 3 exons.